Polychytrium aggregatum is the source of this 1615-nucleotide messenger RNA. RefSeq names its product mitochondrial carrier domain-containing protein. Gene Ontology annotation, biological process: mitochondrial transmembrane transport. The record is from RefSeq and is a predicted model, not a curated record. The coding region runs from base 269 to 1411 and encodes 380 amino acids. NCBI's taxonomy places the organism in Eukaryota, Fungi, Chytridiomycota, Chytridiomycetes, Polychytriales. The transcript is spliced from 7 exons.
CCGUCGCUGCCAUUAUCCGUCGUCUCCACGCUGCUGCGUCGUCGGUCCAUACGGUUGGGCAUCCAGUCGCCGUCUGCAUCUCAAGCCGCCGCCCCGGUCGUCCCUGUCCUUUCUCGGCCCUUGCUCGCCACCUCCAUCGGUUGCCUGCUCUCGCUGGAUCGCUCCUGCUGCCCCUGGUCUCAUCGGCACGCCAAAUCAGCAAGCCAAACCAAGCCAAGCCGGCAUCUCCCAUUCCCUCGACGCUUCCGCCUUCAAACCUCGGCAAGCCAUGUCGUCCAGCACCAUCCCGAUCCAGUCGGUACUGGAAGAGCCUCGGCCUCAUGCGCCGCCAUACCAGGCUCCGCUGCCAUAUGCCAUCGUCUGCGGCGCCGUGGCGGCCGGUAUAUCGGAUUCGCUGAUGCACAGCUUGGAUACAGUCAAGACCCGCAUGCAAGGGCAAAUGACCAGCAACGGCACCAAGUACUCUGGCCUCAUCCAGUCAUUUCGAACCAUCAUCCAGGAAGAAGGGCCAAAGAGUUUGUUUUCGGGGCUUGGUGCUGCCGCCGCCGGGUCGGUGCUCUCGACCGCAGCCUACUUUGGCUUCUACGAGUCGAUCAAGCGCAGACUCCUGGCGGACGGCGUCAACCCAGUAGCAAGCUUCUUUAUUGCCAGUGCAACGGCCGACACCAUCGCGAGUGCAUUCUAUGUUCCUAUGGAGAUGGUCAAGACCCGGCUGCAACUCCAAGGCAGCUUCAACAACCCCCACUCUGUCUCGCUACACAACUACCGCGGCACAUGGCACGCUCUCCGGACGAUCCUCGAGUCCAGGGGAAUCGUCGGCCUGUACCGCGGCUGGGGCGCCACUAUUGCCCGAGACGUACCCACGACGGCUAUCCAGUUCACAUUCUACGAGUCCAUCAAAUCAUUCUUUGUCCAAUACCAGUGCGACGGCGACGAGACUGCCUUGACCAUAGUCCACGAUCUUGUCUCUGGAGCUGCUGCGGGAGCCCUGGCUGGAGCCCUGACGACUCCGCUGGACGUUGUCAAGACAUAUCUGCAGACACAGAGCAAGCGGGCGGCCUCCACAGGCGGCUCACGGUUCCAGCGCAUCAACCCGGACGCCGCAUCGGGGCCGUCAAUAGCGCUGCUCAAGGGCGGCGAGCGGGCAGCCGCCCAACCGAUCACGGUAAUCUCGUCGCCGUCAUUCAUCUCCAACAUCAAGACGGCGCCAGAAGCUCCCGCGGUCCAGGCUACGUACUAUCGCGGCGUCUUCUCGGCUCUGCUCGGCAUCUACGAGCGAAACGGCCUGCAGGGUCUGUUCAGCGGCAUCCGGGCCCGGACGGCAUGGACGGGGCUGCAGUCGAUGGUGAUGUUUUUGAUCUACGAGAACCUCCUGGACGCAGUACGUCGAUGGGAUACCGAGACUCUGUAGGAGCCCUGAGCCUGCUAGUCCUGCCUUCGGCAAUAUCCAUUCCAGUGCAUGCCUUUGGAGGUUCGCCUUCAUCCGCCCUCAUCGCUUCCAGUGCCAUUGCUGCCUUGACAAAACUUGCUCCCGACUCCUCUCCUCCCAAGUCAUGUGCCAUACAGCACGAAUCACUUCUAUAGAUCCUGGGAAUGCAUCCGCUCCUAUCGUCCA